UUGGAAGAUUUUUUGGGAUGAAAAAUGAAUGUUCUUAAAUUGAAAGAUUUAAAAACUGUACCAGAUAUUUUACAUGUUUAUCCUGAAAACAUCAAGACCGAAGAGACACCGCUAGUUAUUGAUAAUGGAUCAUACAAAUGCAGGGUCGGUUGGGCCACAGAAAAAGAGCCUCAGUUGGUGUUUAAAAACUUGAUAGCCAAGCCUCGUAAAGAGCGAGGCAAAAAAGAUGGAGACAUUCAAGUUGGCAAUGAUAUUACAAACAUCGAAGCAAUGCGUUUUCAGCUAAAAACACAGUUUGAUAAAAAUGUAGUUACUCACUACGAAGCUCAAGAACAUGUGUAUGAUUAUAUCUUUUCGCAUUUGAGUAUCGAUACAGAGGGCUGUGUCAAUCAUCCCAUCAUUCUUACGGAAGCCCUCUUGAAUCCAAACUAUUGUAGAAAUUUAAUGUCGGAGCUGUUAUUUGAAUGCUAUUGUGUUCCCUCUGUUGCUUAUGGAGUCGAUUCUCUAUUUUCUUACCAACACAACAACUGUCAGUCUGAUGGCUUGAUUAUUAGCUUGGGAUACCAAACAAUCCAUGUUAUUCCAAUUCUUGAUGGAAAAGCCGAUAUGAGGCAAACCAAAAGAAUAAAUAUAGGUGGCUUUCAAUGUGUAUAUUAUAUGCACAAACUAUUACAGUUGAAAUAUCCUGCACAUUUCAAUGCAAUCACUUUGAGUCGCGCCGAGGAGUUGAUUCAUGAUCAUUCAAGAAUCGCUGUAGAUUACAAAGAAGAAAUUUCAAAAUGGGCUGAUGCAGAAUAUUAUGACAAUAAUGUACUUAGGGUGCAAUUACCAUAUGUAGCUCCACCAGUAAAUCCAGGCCUCACAGUUGAACAACAAAAAGAAAGGAAACGCGAACUUGCUCGACGAUUAAUGGAAAUUAAUGCCCGAAAACGAGAAGAAAGGCUGGCGGAAGAUGAAGAGCAAUUAAAUCAACUUUUAGCCGUUCAAGAACUUUUAGAAGAAGGAAGUACCGAAGAAUUUAAAAAAGCUCUUCAAAGUCAUUCACUCGCAACUAGAGCAGAUUUGUUGAAAGCCAUAAAUAAUUUACAAGCCAAAAUAGAAAGGACAAAGCAGAAGAUAGUCGCAGCUAAUGCUCAGGAAGAGAACAUUGCAGCGGACGAGCCAAAGCCAAAAGUCCUCAAGUCAAGCCUGCAGCCAAAAGAUCAGCAAGACUUUAAUGAAUGGAUAGCUGACAUUAGGAAAAAGAGACAAGAUAUCUUAGAAAAGCGUGUGGCGAAACGACAACGUCGCCAGGAUAUGGCAAAGCGCAGAACAGCAGCUGGGCAAGAAAGAAUGAGAAUAAUUAGUCAGCUGGCCAAAAAAGACAAAAGAGAUGACGAUUUUGGUAUGCGAGACGAAGAUUGGGACGUUUACAAAGUCAUAAAUAAAGAAGGAGGAGACUCGGAUUCAGAAGCAGAGCAAGAAAGGCUCGUAGAGUUGGAAAACGUUCUGAGACAGCACGAUCCCGAAUUUGAAAACGCUGGAAAUCAGAGCGUACAAAUGGCACCUGGAGAAAUGCACCAGUUACACAUUGGCACAGAACAAUUGAGAACACCCGAAGUAAUCUUUCAGCCGUACAUGAUUGGCGUAAAACAGGGUGGAUUAGCCGGGACCAUCGAACACGUAUUGAAACAAUAUACUCCCGAGGAACAAAAUCGCCUCGUUAGUAAUGUAUUUUUAACUGGUGGCCCAGCUAUUUUUCCAGGUUUAGCAGACCGAUUGCACAAAGAGCUUCUUGAAAUGAGGCCCUUCAAAUCCAAAUUUCAAAUAAACAUUGCGAGAAAUCCCAGCCUAGACGCUUGGUAUGGUGCCAGAGAUUUUGCGUUGAAUGGUAAUUUGUCGGAUUAUCUAGUCACUCGCAAGGAUUACGAGGAAAAAGGAGGAGAGUAUUUCAAAGAACACUCUGCGAGUAAUCCGUACUUUCCGUCUCCCGAUCCUUUGCCGUCACAAGCGCCGCUCGUCGCGGAACAAGUCGACGACACAGUUGUUGACGUGGAAGUCGAAUGAAUCAAUUUGUGUAUUAAUAUCUGUACAAAUUACUUUAAUUUAAAUUUUGUAAAGAUCUUGCAAUCACAUAAGGACGAAAUAAAAAGACGAGUCGUUGUAUCUA
Messenger RNA from Copidosoma floridanum, 2149 nucleotides. RefSeq names its product Actin-related protein 5 (gene Arp5). NCBI's taxonomy places the organism in Eukaryota, Metazoa, Arthropoda, Insecta, Hymenoptera, Encyrtidae. The record is from RefSeq and is a predicted model, not a curated record.